Molecule: messenger RNA, 720 nt
Organism: Mangifera indica (mango)
Lineage: Eukaryota; Viridiplantae; Streptophyta; Magnoliopsida; Sapindales; Anacardiaceae
Exons: 2
Coding region: 1-720 (239 amino acids)
Molecular function (GO): enzyme inhibitor activity
Source: RefSeq, a predicted model, not a curated record
AUGCUUGCACCCAAAGUUUCAAUGACUUUUCAUCAGAAUUCUCCUCCAUUGAUGAUCAUAACACAAGUAGUUUCCAUUUCUUUCCUCUUACUUCUUCACUCUCCCUCUCCAGCUCUCGCCCUCCCGACAUCAAGCACCCACAAUCCAUCUAGUUUAGUCGAUAGCGUUUGCAAAGAAGCGAACGAAGAGGGCCAUUUAAAUUACAACGAUUGUGUUGCCGCUCUUAUGUUAGAUCCUAAAGCCUUGUCUGCAAGGAACAAGAAAUUGUUGGCGAAGAUCGAGCUAAACUUGGCUCUAUCUAAUUCCACAAGCAGCCUAACAUACAUCGAUGCAAUGGCAAAGAAGGAAAAAUCUUCACCAGCACUGAAAUCGGCACUCGAGUACUGCGUUUCACAGUAUAAAGAUACUGUGCAGUGUUUUAAAAUGGCUUUGAUGGAUUUGGAUGUUGAUCCUGAGGCUGCAAAUUAUGAUGCGUUUGUUGCUAAUGAUGAGUAUGAAUAUACUGUGAAUGCAUUCAAAGCUUCUUUGGGCGACUUGGAAGUAGAUCCUUUGUACGCAAAUUAUGAUGCUCUAGUUGCUUAUGAUGGUGCAUAUAACUGUGCAGACAAGCUGAAAUCUGAAGGGUUUCAAUCUCAAGAUGUGGAUUCAAUUAGGACUAGAAAUAAUUAUGUGAAGAUUUAUAGCGACAUUGGAGGUACUAUUACCAAUAAGAUGAUCUGA